Exophiala xenobiotica is the source of this 1953-nucleotide messenger RNA. RefSeq lists its product as uncharacterized. The record is from RefSeq and is a predicted model, not a curated record. NCBI's taxonomy places the organism in Eukaryota, Fungi, Ascomycota, Eurotiomycetes, Chaetothyriales, Herpotrichiellaceae. Bases 1 to 1953 code for a protein of 650 amino acids. The transcript is spliced from 2 exons. Gene Ontology annotation, cellular component: membrane; endomembrane system.
AUGCCAGAGUCAACUGGUACGGGCGCCGGCCGCGGCACUGCCGCGAGGCAGGAAGAAGGUGGAAAGUCCAUGAUUCAAACCGUCCUUCAAGGACUGGCCAUUUUCAUGCUCACACAAUUUGUCGUAAACCAGUUUUUCGGCUCGAAGACGCAGUCUGGUGAUUCUGCUCCCAAAGCAACGGCCAACUUUGAAGACCGGGCCGAUGUCACUGCCCUGACGAAUUACUCCGCGAUCCCAUACAACAUCGCACCAGUAUGGCCUGAGGGCAGCACUGUCGACAUCCAAGUGUACGUGUCGCCGGAUGCCUCUGUCUCCCGCCUGUCCGAUCAGGCAAAAAACACUCUUGUGUUGGAUGAGAAGAACUUCCAGAUUGGAAAUUACAAGGAGAACAGAGAGAUCCACACGAAUAUCGCCAUCCCGAAAGAGGUGCAACAUAACGGAACACUAUGGGCACAUUUUCUGGUUGCGCUGGCUGGCAAUCAAUUGGACCCUACAGCGGCUAACUUCGACCCUGCCAAAGCAUACCACUUUAGCAAGCCUCUGAAUCACUACAUCCCAAAGAAGAAAGUGCGCAAACUGAAGAACUUGCUCGACAAAAGCGAUGGAACCGACGAGGAUUCCGAAGAGCCACAAGGUGUGCAGAUUGGGUCAUUCUACCACCCUAAUUUUACCAUGGCUGUCAUACCCAAUGCGGGCGUCCAGAACUGGCGACAAAUGCACCCGGCGCUUCGCAAAAAUAUUGUCCUCGAACAAACUGGCGCCCGAGAUGCGUCUGGCAUGAACGGAUGGUACUACCCGGUCAUUUUCUUGAACACCUUCUGGCAGCUUCGCUCUCAUAUGACCGAGCUCAACGACACUGUCACCGAAAUGCCGCUGAACAUCAACCUGUACAACAUGGUCAACUGGCAAUACAGCAUGCUUGCGAGCAUUGACGAAGGCAUGAAGCAGAACCAACAACAAGCUGCUUCUGGAGGUCCGAUGCCUGCCAGUGGAGACGGCAGUGAAUUUGAGAAAUUCAAAGAAAUCCUGCUCGACACCAACUCCUACCUGCUUGGCACGACCUUCGUGGUCAGCAUCUUGCAUAUGCUCUUCGAAGGUCUUGCUUUCAAGAACGAUAUCGCCCACUGGCGCAAAAAGAAAGACAACGUGGGGACCUCAGUCCGGACCAUCUUGGCCAAUGUUUUCAUGCAGACCGUCAUCUUCUUAUACCUUGUCGACAACUCUGAAGGGACCUCCUGGAUGAUCUUGGCUGGUCAAGGCUUCGGGAUCCUCCUGGAAGCUUGGAAAAUUACAAAGAUGGUCAACGUGCGCCUGCGCGAACCUGGGCCGGACUCGUCUUUUAAGUUUCUUCCUUACGUCGUGGUGUUCGAGGACAAGCACAAGCUCUCGGAGACGGAAAAGAAGACUCAGGAGUACGACCAAAUCGCUUUCAGAUACCUCUACAUUAUGGCGGUGCCUCUCCUGCUCGCUUAUGCGGUCUACUCCCUCGUCUAUGAGACGCACAAGUCAUGGUACAGCUUCGUUAUUGAGACACUCGUCGGAUCGGUGUACGCUUAUGGUUUCUUAAUGAUGGUGCCUAGCUUGUACAUCAACUACCGACUCAAGUCUGUUGCACAUAUGCCCAGCAAGGCACUCACCUACAAGUUCUUGAACACGUUUAUUGACGACCUAUUCGCCUUCACCAUUCGCAUGCCCUUCCUCCACCGUCUCGCCACUUUGCGCGACGACGUCAUCUUCUUUGUCUGGCUGUAUCAGAAAUGGGCGUACAAGGUCGACUACACUCGGGUCAAUGAAUUUGGUCAGGGUGGCGAAAGCGAGGAUGAGGACGAAGGAAAGGCUGAUGAGAAGCCCAAAGGCCUGGAGGGCCAAGAUACCAAGGAAUUGAAGCCAACCGCUCCUGUUGCGAAUGCCAGUGGCACAGAGGCCAAGGCUGGUGCGAAGAAGAGAAAGUAG